Rhodofomes roseus is the source of this 960-nucleotide messenger RNA. RefSeq names its product Extradiol ring-cleavage dioxygenase class III enzyme subunit B. The coding region runs from base 1 to 960 and encodes 319 amino acids. Lineage: Eukaryota; Fungi; Basidiomycota; Agaricomycetes; Polyporales; Fomitopsidaceae. The record is from RefSeq and is a predicted model, not a curated record. The transcript is spliced from 5 exons. Gene Ontology annotation, molecular function: oxidoreductase activity, acting on single donors with incorporation of molecular oxygen; ferrous iron binding; zinc ion binding.
AUGUCCACCAACGGCACUACACCAUCGCUGCCAAGGACCCAGGCCGAAUGGCGCAAGGCAUUGGACGAGCUCCCCUCAACGCCUGACAACAUUCCGGCAUUCUUUUUCGGACAUGGCUCCCCCAUGCUGGCGUUCCCUGAGGCGGAUGCACGAGGGGACGCUGUAAUGGAGCAUAUGGGACCGAAAGGCCCCCUGGCCACGUUCCUGCGGGACUUCGGGCCCGCGCUGCUCAAGAAGUACCAGCCCAAGGGCAUCGUUGUCUUUAGCGCUCACUGGGAGACAGCGGGGGAGCGUGUCGUCACUGAUUAUGGCGACUCGAAUCCCCUGCUGUACGACUAUUAUGGCUUCCAGCCUGCCUUGUAUGAGCUCAGGUUCGACUCUCGUGGCGACAACGCUCUCGCGCAGCGCGUCGUGCAACUAUACAAGGAGGCUGGCCAGCUGGUUCGCACCACCUCUAAAUCGGAGGCACGAGGCGAGGACGGCCGCGGAUUCGCCGGUCCUGGGCUUGACCAUGGCGUCUUCGUGCCCUUCAGGCUGAUGUUUGGGGAGACUUUCCGCGAUGUGCCUAUCGCACAGGUAUCGAUCGACUCGAGCCUGAGCGCAGAGAAGAACUGGGCAGUAGGCAAGGCGGUUGAAGCACUGAGACGUGAGGGCAUUCUCGUCAUAUCGGGUGGUCUGCUGGUCCAUAAUUUGCGUGACUUCUCGUCGUUUGCGGAAAAGACGGCAGGAGGGCAGGUGAAAGAAUUCGACCGAGCCAUUCUCGAUGCUGUCACGGUGCCCGAUGCCACUGCACGGAAGGAGGCGAUGGUCAAGCUGCCGCAACACCCGGGCUUCCGCGCCGCACAUCCUCGUGCUGAGCACUUCGUUCCGCUGUACGUUGCGGCGGGCGCUGGAGGAGAAGGAAGCGCUCGGGUGUUGGCCGCCAUAUUCGGGGCUCCCACCGUUGCGUUCGGGCUGUAA